CUUUUCUGGCCACAGGGCCACCACCUCAACUGUAAAUGCCGAGCCUUUCGGAGUUUGUUCACUGUGCGCUCGGUUGACUUCGGCGCCAUGUCCAAAUCAGAUUGAAUUUGAUUCAGUUGUAAUCAACUGGAAAAUGGGAAUAUUGUCGACGCUGCCGAGUAGGGGAUGUCUCUCUCACAAGUUUACUCUCUCUCGGGUCAUGGAAACUGACCUUAAAAGAAUGCGUGGUGAGUCAUAAAUGAAAAUAUACGUCACCCUUCGUUCUAAAACGGUUCCAUUGGGAGACAAUACAGAAGAAACAAGACGUUGGUCCCAGCGAGAACACGGUGCGAAGCAAGCGGAACUUCUUGAAGUCACGUUCAUGAACCCAAAAACUGACCCAUAAGUGAGCUGAGGGUGUUGGGGUUGAAGUCUCUCUACUGCGAAUGAUGUCGUCCAAGCGAGCCACACCUCCGUUUCCCCCGGCGACAGAGGAAGAGGAAGCGAUAGGUCAGGACAGUGUGGGCUGGGCCAAUGAGGACAGAGAAAGCCAUGACCAGCCAGUUACGCCCCCUCUGCACGGCAAACCCCUCCCAGAGGUGCACCAGCCAAUCAGAGACAGCCAGCCUGAGUCGGACUGGGAGAGUAUAGGCCCUACUCAGACAGACAAUGCUAGUAGCAAGGGCUGUUCCUUGAACUCCUACCGGAAUAACUCUAUAUCUCCACCAAAGCCUGAGGAGUGUCCCCAGGAUUGCGGCGAGCUGCUAGGCGGAUCCGCCUUCAGAACACCGGAACGCCGUAAAGGAAGCCUGGCCGACGUGGUGGACACACUGAAACAGAAGAAACUAGUAGAGCUGACAAAGACAGAACAGGAUGAGUCUACCUGUGCGGAGACACUUCUGUCCAGGGACUGGAAAGACAGGAGGGACAGACUGAAUGCCAGCGAGCUCCUAGGAGAGGUCAAAGGUACCCCAGAGAGUUUGGAGGAGAAGGAGCGUCAGCUUUCGACCAUGAUUGGCCAGCUCAUCAGCCUGCGGGAGCAGCUCCUGGCGGCCCACGACGAGCAGAAGAAGAUGGCCGUCUCACAGAUGGAGAAGCAGAGGCAGCAAAUGGAGCUGGCCCGUCAGCAGCAGGACCAGAUUACGACACAGCAGCAGCAGCUCCUGCAGCAGCAGCAUAAGAUCAACGUUCUCCAGCAACAGAUACAGGUGCAGGGUCACAUGCCUCCUCUGAUGAUCCCAGUGUUUCCUCACCUCCUCGACCAGCGAUCUCUCUGUCUCUCUCCCUCCUCACUGUUUCAGGGCUUCUGUUUCUUCCCACCUCUCAUGUCCUACCCUCCAGGUGAUAACUACCCCAUGCAGUUCAUUCCAUCCACAAUGGCAGCUGCAGCCGCUUCAGGACUGAGCCCACUCCAUCAGCAGCUGUAUGCUGCCCAGCUGGCCAGCAUGCAGAUCUCGCCCGGAGCCAAAAUGGCCUCCCUGCCGCAGCCUCAAAACUCCUCAGGCCCCCUCUCGCCCUCUGCCUUGAAGAGUAAGAAGAGAGCGUCGAGUCCUGUCACUCACAUUAAGGAGGAAGGAUCGACACAGCCCCUGAAUCUCUCAGCCCGACCCAAGACUGGCGAGCCCCACCACUCCCCAUCCUCGCCGUCACACAGCCUGUACCCUGGCAACACGAGCAGGCCCAUCAGCAUGGGGAAGAGGCGCAUCCCCAGCCCCCUCUCCAACAUGGGCAGGGGCUCACUGGACAUCCUGUCUAGCCUGAACCCCACGCCACUGUUUGGGGACCAGGAUGCGGUGAUGAGCGCCAUCCAGGAGGCGAGGAAGAUGAGGGAGCAGAUCCAGAGAGAACAGCUUCAUCUCCAGCAGCAAAGCCUGGAGGCCAAGCUCACGGCCCUGAGCGGCAUGAGUUUCAGCAAUGGCAGCAAGGAGCGGAUGCACUUUGAGAGUUUGAGUCAGCACCUGGGAAACCUGGGAGAGGAUGGAAAGACGGGCCACAGGGUCAUUGACCUCACCAGACAUGAGGAUGCUCAUAGUGUCUCCUGCACUACAGAGGCCCGGGUCUUCAGAGAGACCAGGGGCAGGAACAGUACUGAGCCCCACAUUAAGAGACCCAUGAAUGCCUUCAUGGUGUGGGCCAAGGACGAGAGGAGGAAGAUCCUGCAGACCUUCCCCGACAUGCACAAUUCCAACAUCAGCAAGAUCCUGGGCUCUCGCUGGAAGUCCAUGACCAACCAGGAGAAGCAGCCAUACUACGAGGAACAGGCCCAUCUCAGUAAGAUCCACCUGGAGAAGUACCCCAACUACAAGUACAAGCCCCGGCCCAAGAGGACCUGCAUCAUCGACGGCAAGAAGCUACGCAUUGGCGAGUACAAGCAGAUGAUGCGCUCGCGGCGUCAGGAGAUGAGGCAGUUCUUCAGUGUGGGGCCACAGCCUCAGAUCCCCAUCAGCAACAGUGCCGGCGGCCUCUACCCGGCUGCCAUCGCCAUAGCGACAGCCACGCCCUCACCGCACCUGACGUCGGACUGCUCCAGCGCCUCGGCCAGCCCCGAGCCCGCCAUCCCCGCCACCCAGAGCACGUUCGGCGUGGUCAAGCCCAAGCCGGUCGCCAUGGUGACCGGCGAUCACCCGGUCAUCGGAGAGGACGAGAUAGACAUGUAUGAAGACUUUGAGGACAAAUCGGACUACAGCAGUGGCCAUGAGGCACGGGAGCCUGUCGGCGCCAACUGAGCAUGCUCAGAAGAACCUCUGAUCUUUUUUGGAACUUUUUUUUUUUUAAAGCGGGACAAUAUGACAGAGACAGAGUUCUGAGCAGAACAACUUUUCAACAGUACGACGGGAGCUGAGCAUGUGCUCGAAGCAGCUCCGUCCGGGAUACGAUGCACCACAGACUGAGCAUGCUCAGAUUGACUCUCGACAGGAAGUGACAUAAACUAAACAUGCUCAGAUCUCACAGAGCACGUUGCUCAACAAAUACCUUUUUAGACGAGAGUGCUUCUUUUUAGCAUGCGCAAACGUCUCGGAAACAAUCCCAUACAGAGGGAUUGGGCAAAGACAACCUCCAGACAACCUCCAGACAAUCUACCAGAAAGACAGUGAACAUACUCACACGGCAAUUACAAUGCAACAUGGACAAGAGCAAGUAAGAGUCAGUAAGAGGUCGAUGAGAAGAGAAUGAGAUUAAAGAACAAAGAGAUAGCCUACACAUUUCCCGCGUGUGUAUUUUUUUCAAUAGGAGCAUGCAUGGAUUUGACUAAAACAUCAGGAAUUGGUCUUCGACAGCGGUCAGUCUUAAAUGUUUAUUUUAAGUGUGAUGAUGUUUUUUUGUUGUGUUUUCAAAUUUGAUUUCCAUGGACAUGUUCCUUGAUUGGUUAAAACCUUGGAUUGUCAGGACAUGUUCCUUGAUUGGUUAAAACCUUGGAUUGUCAGGACAUGUUCCUUGAUUGGUUAAAACCUUGGAUUGUCAGGACAUGUUCCUUGAUAGGUUACUUGCCUGUAAAACCUUGGAUUGUCAGGACUUGAAAAUGUGAAAGGUAAUGUAAAAUCCUUAGCUCUUGUAGUUUGAUUAUUUCUCAUGAGUACAGUACCCCUACACCUUUCUCGAAAAAUGCCUACAAUAUGUUACAUUACUGUUUAUGAUGGGGUUUUAUAUCCUUGCUCAGGUAUGCUGUGUCAGCUUGUGAAUGUGUUUGUGAUUUCAUAUGAGAGAAUGGUAGGACUUUUCAGACUGACAACGAAACAGGGAAGAAAAAAAAUCCCUUUUAUUAUUAUUAUUAAUAUUAUUAUUAUAUAUUUUUUAAUUUUUAGAUAUUGUACAGUUUUUCUUGAAAUGUGCCAAACCUACAUUCACAUCCCUCUAAAAUAUUCUAGUCUUAAUUUUGAUGCUGCAAAAUGUCUUAUAAUUUUUUUUUUAUUGCUGAUGUGUCCAUAUUAGGAAGAAUCUCCCUGACCCCCCCUCCCCCUCAGACCAUGGCCCAGCGCUCUAGGACACCUUGUGGUGCGCUACAGGGUCAUGUUGAUUAGGUACCAAAUGACGUUUUCCUUUGCACAACCCAGUAAACAACCCCUCACUCAUCGCCAAACGCAAUGCCUCAGGAUUCCUCAGGAUCUGUCAUCUCUGGCACCACCUCUGGCAAUGACACAGACCAGUAGAGAGAUUCAUCGUAGAGAGUAUCAAUCUGGGGAUGUUUAGCCCCAAGUACCAUCCCCUCUCUUUUCUUAGCCCACAUCUUCUACGGGAUGUUAAAGGGGUCGUUCAUGAUUUUACAACGAAGGUUUGUAUUGGCUGUUUAUAGAAAACCUUAACCAUGUUUUACAUGUUUACUCUGGCCCAUAGACUAUGUUCAAGGUGAGGAACCAUCUAACAUCAAGUUGUAAAAUCCUGAACGUCCACUUUAAUUCACCCAUAAUGCAUAGAGGCCAAAAAUGAUCAAAUGAGUUGUUUUGGUACACUGUUACAGUACAUUGACUUUCAGCUUGAGUGGCUUUUUAGGUUGGACUUUUUCCUGGCUCAAGUUUGUGUGUAGAGUUUGUGAGUAUAACAUGUGUUAUACAGACUCAGCAAAUGUUGUUAAUGACACAGUACAUCUUAAUAGGCACAAUAAGUCUUAAAGUUAGACUCUUAGUUCUAUGGUCAUUCCGAAUGACAGGAAAACGCAGAGGAGCGGUCCAGACAGUCAUUUCGAUAGUAGGGACACCAUAUAUUUAGGGGUUUAAAAUGUACAUUUUCUUUACUUGCGUUAUACCGAGGUACAGAAGAUCAGAUUUUGUUUCUGUGAAUUGAUAAGUUUACAAUGUUGACGUCAAGAGGUGGUUAUCAAAAUACAGACCAAUGUUUUUUUGUCAAAUUGGUACGUUGUCAAAAAAACUCAAACGUGGGUCAAUAUAACCUCGAGCAUUUCAAAAGGUACAUGUAUAUUUUGAAACGGAUAUUUAAAGUCAAUUUAAAACGUACCCAUAAAAGUCCUAUUUUCAGAAUCCUCCACUUUGCAAAUAUGUCUACUUUUACAAGCUCUAUUUUAGGGUUUGUGUUACUCUGUUUGCUGGUUGAUUUGUAUGUGAUUUGUAACUCUUUAUGACCAUGUUGAACGACAUUUUUGCAGGUUGGUAGAAGAAGAAAAAACACGUUUUUUGGGGGGGAUUGAAGUUUGAUCGAACUUGCAUUACCACAAAAAGGAGAGUUAUACCGCUUGCCUCGUGCGUAGAUAUUGUUCCCAGUGUUCUAAGCAUCACACGCACUGGAUAUGAAUGUUCUCUUCUCAGCCUAAUGUGAAGUUGUCGUUUAAAAAAAACGACAAAAUUCUGACAAACGAAAAAAGUCACCUGUUUUGACUUGAGAGGAAAACCUCACAUUUCCAGUUUAGUAGCAUUUAAAAAAAUAUAUAUUUAUGCAGAAGUCAUUGUUUUAACUCCAGUGCUGCCUGAGGUGCUUUGCCCUUUUGACACAAGUCCAAAGGUCACUCAGACCACCGGUCUGUUUCGACCUACAGAAGCAGACGUCAUUUUUUUAACAUUUCAUUGUAUUUAUUAGCUGGUGUAAAAGUGUCAGUACAACUUUGUGAGAAAGACAAUCAGAGAAAGAAAUAAAGACAGAUUUCCUUACAAAUUCA
Oncorhynchus tshawytscha (Chinook salmon) is the source of this 5584-nucleotide messenger RNA. RefSeq names its product transcription factor SOX-6. Gene Ontology annotation, biological process: positive regulation of chondrocyte differentiation; central nervous system development; cell fate commitment. The record is from RefSeq and is a predicted model, not a curated record. Gene Ontology annotation, molecular function: RNA polymerase II cis-regulatory region sequence-specific DNA binding; DNA-binding transcription factor activity, RNA polymerase II-specific. Gene Ontology annotation, cellular component: nucleus. Lineage: Eukaryota; Metazoa; Chordata; Actinopteri; Salmoniformes; Salmonidae.